Cololabis saira (Pacific saury) is the source of this 4658-nucleotide messenger RNA. Its product is annotated as NACHT, LRR and PYD domains-containing protein 12-like. The coding region runs from base 237 to 3695 and encodes 1152 amino acids. The transcript is spliced from 15 exons. Gene Ontology annotation, molecular function: protein binding. Lineage: Eukaryota; Metazoa; Chordata; Actinopteri; Beloniformes; Belonidae. The record is from RefSeq and is a predicted model, not a curated record.
AAUGCUUCAUGGCUGAGUUUUGAUCGUCAUCAUUGCUGGCCGUCCUACCACACCUAAGCGUUCUGCUGGAUCUGUGGGAUCCAACCCUCACCCCUGAUUCUUUACUGCAGUCAACAACUCAGAAAUAUUCAAGAAUCACAAGACAGUUUCCUGAUGCAGUGCUGCCAAACCUCCUGCAGAGGGCAGUAUUGGUCGACUGGUUUUGAUGAAGGCAGGAAGUGUGUGAAGGCAGCAGCAUGGAUCAGUGUGAGGACGAGAGAGUUCCUCCGGAACAGAGGAGAGGACGAGGAGCUCAGAGCAGUCAGCUUCAAACACAUGACGAUGUGACGCCUGAGGACCAGGAUGACUCCAGGGAAGUGAUGAUCUCCAGGAGUGACAGCUAUACUGUAAAAAGGUGGUUGAAGGCCACUUUGAGGCAUUUGGACCCCAGUGGGCUGAAGGAAUUCAAGUGGUACCUGAAUAAUGCAGAAGAAUCAAAGGAUGGUUUCAAACCGAUCCCACUGGGUCCUCUGGAGCAUGCAGACGCGUUGGACACAGGAAACCUGAUGGUGCAACGGUACUCCUCAAAGACCAGAGAGGUGGCCGAGACGAUUUUAAAGAUGAUGAAAAGUGAUAAAGAAAAACCUCCAGUCUCUCCAGCUGUUGUAACAGGUACUUUUGCGGAAGUUUGUAAAAAGCGGCUGAAGUCUAAGCUGAAAGAGAAGUACCAGCAUGUGUCUGAGGGGAUUGCUAAAGCAGGAGAGACAACCCUUCUGAAGCAGAUCUACACAGAGCUCUACAUCACAGAGGGAGGGACUGGAGAGGUGAACAAAGAACAUGAAGUCAUACAGAUUGAAGCAGCUUCCAGGAAACCAGACGGAGCAGAAACAACCAUCAGACAGGAAGACAUCUUUAAACCCCCACCUGGAAGAGAUAAACGAAUCAGAACAGUGAUGACGAAGGGAGUGGCCGGCAUCGGGAAAACAGUCCUAACACAGAAGUUCAGUCUGGACUGGGCUGAAGGCAGAACCAACCAGGACAUCCAGUUCCUGCUUCCAUUCACCUUCAGACAGCUGAAUGUGCUGAGAGAGGAGAAGUUCAGCUUGUUGGAACUUGUUCAUCUGUUCUUCACUGAAACCAAAGAAAUCUGCAGCUUUGAAGAGUUCCAGGUCGUGUUCAUCUUUGACGGUCUGGAUGAGAGUCGACUUCCUCUGGACUUCCACAACUCUACAAUCGUCAGUGACCCCAGAAGGUCCACCUCAGUGGACGUGCUGCUGACAAACCUCAUCAGGGGGAACCUGCUUCCUUCUGCUCGUCUCUGGAUCACCACACGACCCGCAGCAGCCAAUCAGAUCCCUCCUGAGGAUGACUAUGUUGACAUGGUGACAGAAGUCAGAGGGUUCAAUAACCGACAGAAGGAGGAAUACUUCAGGAAGAGGUUCAGAGAAGAGAAGAAGUCCACCAAAAUCAUCUCCCACAUCAAGGCAUCACGGAUCCUCCACAUCAUGUGCCACAUCCCAGUGUUCUGCUGGAUCACGGCUUCGGUCCUGGAGAAAGUCCUGGAAACCAGAGGGGGAGGGGAGCUGCCCAAGACCCUGACUGAGAUGUACAUCCACUUCCUGGUGGUCCAGGCCAAACUGAAGAAGGUCAAGUAUGACGGAGGAGCUGCGAAGGAUCCACACUGGAGUCCAGAGAGCAGGAAGAUGGUGGAGUCUCUGGGAAAACUGGCUUUUGAGCAGCUGCAGAAAGGAAACCUGAUCUUCUAUGAACCAGACCUGAUAGAGUGUGGCAUCGAUGUCAGAGAGGCUUCAGUGUACUCAGGAGUGUUCACCCAGAUCUUUAGAGAGGAAAGCAACAUGUACGAGAACCAGGUCUUCUGCUUCAUCCAUCUGAGUGUCCAGGAGUUUCUGGCUGCUCUUCAUGUCCAUCAGACCUUCAUCAAGUCUGGAGUCAACCUGCUGGAGGAGCAAAAGAACAUAUUCUGGUGGUUUAAAAAAAGAGCCGUGACUAAGCUCCAUCAGAGUGUUGUGGACAAGGCCUUACAGAGUCCCAACGGACACCUGGACUUGUUCCUCCGCUUCCUCCUGGGUCUUUCACUGGAGACCAAUCAGAACCUCCUACGAGGUCUGAUGGAACCAGAACAAAGAAGUUCACAGAACAAUCAGGAAACAGUUGAAUACAUCAAGAAGAAGAUCAGUGAGGAUCUGUCUGCAGAGAGAAGCAUCAACCUGUUCCACUGUCUGAGUGAUCUGAACGAUCGGUCUCUGGUGGAGGACGUCCAACAGUACCUGGGGUCUGGACGUCUCUCCACAGAUAAACUGUCUCCUGCUCAGUGGUCGGCUCUGGUCUUCAUCUUACUGUCAUCAGAAGAAGAUCUGGAGGAGUUUGACCUGGGGAAGUUCUCGCGUUCAGAGGAGGCUCUACGGAGGCUGCUGCCGGUGGUCAAAGCCUCCAAGAAAGCUGAGUUGAGUUACUGUAAUCUCUCAGGGAACAUCUGUCCACUUCUGUCCUCAGUUCUCAGCUCUCAGUCCUCCAGUCUGACAGAACUGGACCUGAGUCUCAACGAGCUGCAGGAUUCUGGACUGGAGAAACUGUGUCCUGGACUGGAGAGUCCACACUGUCACCUGGAGUCUCUCAGGUUGGUGGACUGCGGUCUGUCAGAGAUCAGCUGUUCUUCUCUGGUCUCAGCUCUGAAGUCCAACCCCUCCCAUCUGAAACAUCUGGACCUGAGCUGGAACAAGAACCUGCAGGAUUCAGGAGUGAAACAUCUGAGUGGAUUUCUGGAGAGUCCAGACUGCAGACUGGAGUAUCUGAGGUUGUAUGACUGCGGUCUGUCAGAGAUCAGCUGUUCUUCUCUGGUCCCAGCUCUGAAGUCCAACCCCUCCCAUCUGAAACAUCUGGACCUGAGUCACAACUACAACCUGCAGGAUUCAGGAGUGAAACAUCUGAGUGGAUUUCUGGAGAGUCCAGACUGCAGACUGGAGACUCUGAGGUUGAGGUGGUGCGGUCUGUCAGAGAUCAGCUGUUCUUCUCUGGGCCCAGCUCUGAAGUCCAACCCCUCCCAUCUGAAACAUCUGGACCUGAGUGUGAACAAGAACCUGCAGGAUUCAGGAGUGAAACAUCUGAGUGGAUUUCUGGAGAGUCCAGACUGCAGACUGGAGAAACUGGGGUUGGUGAGCUGCGGUCUGUCAGAGAUCAGCUGUUCUUCUCUGGUCUCAGCUCUGAAGUCCAACCCCUCCCAUCUGAAACUUCUGGACCUGAGUUACAACGACCUGCAGGAUUCAGGAGUGAAACAUCUGAGUGGAUUUCUGGAGAGUCCAGACUGCAGACUGGAGAAACUGGGGUUGAAGAGGUGCAGUUUGUCAGAGAUUAGCUGUUCUUCUCUGGUCCCAGCUCUGAAGUCCAACCCCUCCCAUCUGAAACAUCUGCACCUGAGUUACAACCAGAACCUGCAGGAUUCAGGAGUGAAACGUCUGAGUGGAUUUCUGGAGAGUCCAGACUGCAGACUGGAGACUCUGGGGUUGGCGAGGUGCGGUCUGUCAGGGAUAAGCUGUUCUUCUCUGGUCUCAGCUCUGAAGUCCAACCCCUCCCACCUGAAACAUCUGUGCCUGAGUUUUAAAGGCCUGAAGGAUCCAGAUGUGAAGCAGCUUCGUGAUCUGGUGAAGAGUCCAGACUACCAGCUGCAGGAUCUCAGCUGGAGUGAUGGUCCAGAAUAGAGUGUCCAGGACGGACGAGUCGUGUCCUGAUCGUCCUCAGAGUUGAAGCAGCACCAGUUUGUGUGGACAGACUCUGACUGGACCGUGAUGAAGAUGCAGAUGAUGAUGAUAAUGAUGAUGAUGAUGAUGAUGAAGAUGUACAUAGUUUCUGAAUUCCAGAGUUUUACAAACUCCUCAUAUAUUCAUUUAUUUCAUGUUGAGUCAAAAAGUCAUAAUUCUUAUUAUAUUAGUGUAAAAAAAACAGUACAUCAAAAUGUAGCUUUUAAUUAGGGCCCAAGCACUUACAAUGCUUAGGCCCGUAUUGUAUCUGUAGGAUUUUUUUUCUUUUUCUUUCUUCUUUAUUUUUCCGACUAAAUGAGGGCCUUUUUUCCCCCUAAACGUGCCCCAAUGUCACCAAAUUGUGCACCAAGCCAGGCCUGGUGAAAAAUGUGAUAUUUAAUGGUUUACAUUAAUGGGCGUGGCCUAAUGGCUCAACAGCGCCCCCUAGAAAACUUUGUGCCUCAAGCCCUACAAUACGGUUUGACGUACAUGCACGAAAAUCGGUACACACCUGUAUCAUGGCACAACUUAAAGAAAAGUCUCCUGGCGCCAUGGCCGAAACCCAACAGGAAGUCUGCAAUUUUCAAUUAAUCAUGUAAUUUUAGCGCAAUUUAUGCCAUUCUUUCGGCAGUUAAUGCGGCCCGAAGCCUACUAUGAUUGUAGUGAUGGAUAAAAGUCUAUGCUGCCGCGUUUCAUUCCAAGUUUUCCUUUUGUUGUUUCUCUACGUGUCACUGAUGAAGAGAGACAGUCAAGAGAUCCGUGGAAAUAACAGCGUUUGUUCAUUAAAACACGAAGCACAAAUGAACUUGACUUGGUCAAUGAAUGUUCCUCAGAGUUUGUUCCAGUAAAUAUUGUGUUUUUUGGAUAUUAUGAUUGUUAACACUUCAAAGAAAAUGUAAAUUCUUCAGUAAAACUUGGAUCUUU